AUGGAAUCUGAUGUAAUUGACACUUUGGCCUCCUACAAACCUAUCUCGGACAUUCUAGGACUAGAGGAGGAUGAUGAGUGCCAUAUUUACAAGUUUAACAAGGCGUUCCAGAACGGAGAUAUUGAGAAAUUAGUAGAGUUAUGCUAUUCGACAACUCCAAUUCAAAAAUUGGAAAAUAAAUUACACACUUGGGCUGAAAAUCCCAAGACCAUUGGAGCCUUAUCCGCUACUCAGCUUUCUGUCUACGCCAGUAAAGAAAGUAUCUUUAUUCAACCAUUUCCACUUAUUCACAAUGAUUUGUCUCAAUUUAUUAUUUCAGACGAACCUGAAUUUAAGGAUGACAUACUCGCCGCAAAUGGAAUUGAGGCACUUGCCGACCUACUUAAAAGUGAAGUGAAUUCCAAAUGCUGUGAAGAAAUGUAUGAACAGGAUGUUUUCCCCUACUUAAUCAAGGGAAUGAAGUCUUCUUUGGACCCCUUUAGGGCUGCUUGUGCUCAAACAUGCCGUAAUAUUUAUUAUCUGGGUAUUUAUUUUCAUUUCCUUAAUUUCAAAUUAGAUAUCAAAUAUCGUAAAGAAUUUAUGAGACUCGGUGGAUUGGUCGCUUUGGUUUCAUUGUUAAAUUUAUCUGACGACUCUGACGAGAUGUACUUGACUCAGCUGGAGGCUAUAUACCAUUUGGAAGAUUUUUGCAUGGAUGGAAUUGAAGAAAUACCUGAACUUGUCGAGUAUGUUAAAGCUUCUAACGCCCUUUCUAAACUUCAAUCCCUUGAGAAGGUUCAUUUCACUUGA
Molecule: messenger RNA, 789 nt
Organism: Theileria annulata
Lineage: Eukaryota; Apicomplexa; Aconoidasida; Piroplasmida; Theileriidae
Exons: 4
Coding region: 1-789 (262 amino acids)
Source: RefSeq, a predicted model, not a curated record